AUGGUGAGUCAUACACACUGCUUCCUCAGAACCAGAAAGUUAAUUCAUAAUAGAAUUCUAUUCCACAAUCUCUCUCUCUCGCUCUCUCUUAUUUUUCUCACAUACCUUUCUCUCUCCCCGUCUAUGUGUGUGUGUGUGUGUGGUGUGUAUCCUGUAGUUCCAUAACCUCCAGGAGUUGAGGCACAGUGCAUCUCUGGCCAACAAGGUGUUCCUCCAGAGAGACUACAGUGAAGGGACCACCUGCCGCUUCCAGACCAAGUUCCCUGCAGAGCUGGAGAGCAGGGUGGGUAGUCUCUAACACACACACACACACACACGCACACACGCACACACACACACACACACACACACACACACACACACACACACACACACACACACACACACACACACACACACACACACACACACACACACACACACACACACACACGCACGCACACACACACACACACACACAGUAAUGGCUGAAAAGACAGCCGAGUGUUUAUCUCUCUGUCAGAUUGAGCGGACGUUGUUUGAGGACACAGUGAAGACGUUGAAUAACCACUAUGCGGAGGCAGAGAAGAUCGGAGGCCAGUCCUACCUGGAGGGAUGUCUGGCCUGCACUACAGCCUACGUCAUCUUCCUCUGUAUGGAGACACGCUAUGAGAAGGUGAGACCGGGCUAAACCACCACAUUAGGACCUCAGUAAGACCACAAUAUAAACAUGGUAGAACCACAUGGUAGAACCACAGUAGAACCACAUGGUAGAACCACAGUGGAACCACAUGGUAGAACCACAGUAGAACCACAUAGUAGAACCAUACAGUAGAACCACAACAUGAUCACACCAGGAUUUGGUCCUCAUGAUGGCAAUGAGGCCCAACAUGUCUGUUUUCAAUGAGUUGACCUCCUCUCUCUCUCUUUCUUACUUUCUGUAUGUUCCUGACUUUCUGUCAUACUCUGUCUCCCUCUCUUUUUGUUCUUUCUUUCUCUCUCCCCGCCUCUCUUUCGUCUUGCUCUUUCUGUUCUCUCUCUCUCUCCCCCUCUCUCUCUCUCUCUCUCUCUCUCCCCCCCCUCUCUCUCUACCUCCCCCCCAGGUGUUGAAGAAGAUAGGCAGGUACAUCCAGGAGCAGAAUGAGAAGGUCUAUGCCCCCCGAGGUCUGCUGAUCACUGACCCCAUUGAGAGGGGCAUGAGGGUUGUAUCCUUACUGCUACUACUGCUGAUGUGGUGUCAGAGAGUAGAAGAGAGAGAGAGAGAUAGAGAGAUAGAGCGAGAGAGAUAGAGAAUGGGAGAUGCGAGAGAGAGAGAUAGGAUGAGAGCAGGUGCGGUCUAGCUCGCUUCUCCUCGUUGCGUUCUGCCGCGCUCUGCCUCUCUCGCGCUCUCUCUCUGCUCGCUCUCUUCGCUCUCUCUCCUCGCUCCUCGCUCUCGCUCUUCGCUCUCUCUCCUCUCUCAUCUCUUACUCGCUCGCUCUCUCCUUCCCGCGCUCGCGCUGCCUUCGGCUCCCUCUCAGCUCGCGUUUUCGCGAGCUCUCCGUUGCUCGCGCGUUGCCGCUGUUUCCGACUGCGAGACUGUGCUCGUGCCACUAUAUAUGUAGGCUCCCAAGAUAAGGAUCUUGUACACAGUGUAUGUGUGUGUAUUAAUGUGUGUAUUGGAUAGACCCAGCCACUCCCUAUCGGAGUGUGUUCCUUCCUUUAACCCCGUCCUGUCCAGAUAGAGAUCUCUAUCUAUGAGGACCGAGGCUCCAGUGGCUCCUGCUCAGGCUCCAGCUCUACAUCCGGCAGCAGUGCUCGGUGACCGGGUACAAGUCACCUCCUCGCCCCUCCUGGUCCCUGGAACUCUACACCCAACCGCAGUGUUCGGUGACUGGGUACAUGUCACCUCUAACCCCCCUGAUCCCUGGAGCUCUACCCUCCCUGGUCACUUAGAGAACCACCCCGACAGCAUUGCUUGGUGACUGGGUAGGCCUCACCUCCUCGCCUACCACAACCACAAUGGCCCUGACCACAACAAACUGGAGCUGACUGACUAGACACUCGAUUGCAACUGAACCACAUGGAUCGGAUCAAGCCGAAUCUAUCAAUGUUGUGGAAUACUGAUGAUUCAAAAUUACAUUUAGGAUACCUCCCAAAUGGCACCCUUUUCGGACACUGUUUUUUUAAAAAAGACACUAGAUAGGGAAUAGGGUGGCA
Coregonus sp. 'balchen' is the source of this 2175-nucleotide messenger RNA. The record is from the annotation of a GenBank genome assembly. NCBI's taxonomy places the organism in Eukaryota, Metazoa, Chordata, Actinopteri, Salmoniformes, Salmonidae.